GCUCUCAUCGAGCUCAAAGGGUGGCUUCCAUCUACAAAGUAGCGGCCAACAUGGCAGAGCACCUUGCUUCCGUGCAAGAGGAAACCACCACCAGCGUCGCUGCUUCCUGCCCGCCGAGCAGCACCUACCGCGAGUCCAUCCGGAGCGUCACCUGGCCCCAAUGGCAGAUCAGGUCGGCCGGCUCCUCCCAGUCCGGUCAGAGCGGAUCCACCUACUCCAGCAUCUCCGGCGCCUCGAGCUCUUCCGCAGCGGACUUCGGCGCCGAGGAGCUCACGGAGAUCGCUCGCAGAAUGGUGAGCGACGGCUACACCCAGCGCAUGGUCCAAGCAUUCACUUCCAAAGACGGUGCCCUGCAAAAUUGGUUCGUCGAGCUCGACGUCGAUUGGGUUCUCGAAAUCCGCGGGGGCUAUGGCGGCUCACGGAGGCGGCUCGAGCUCCUGCUCCAAAACUCGUCUGCGUCGUGGCGACAAGAAUUAAUCGACAGGUGGGUCCGGGCUCUCACCAUAAUUGUCGUCAGUACCAGCAAAGAGCUGGUCGCCGGCGUCCACGAUACUCUCGCGGCCGCACGGUUUGGCAAAGCCAGCAUCUCAGCAAUGCUUGUCGUUGUCGCGCCAAUCCUCGCCGUUCUCAAGGUGGAGAAUCUACAAGCGGUGCUGCACAUGUAUAUCUGUGUCUCCAGUGCAUCACGUGACUUGGGUGCGACGCACGUGGUAACUUCGGAGGCCCAGAGCAUUUUCAACGAGAUAUGCGUCUUGCUGGAGAGAGAAGAGAGCAGGUUAAUUGAGACAAUAUCAAACAGUCUGUCGAAGAUGAGGAUGACACUCAUCUGUGACGACUCCUGGGUCAUGGACAUUCUGCGAGGAGGAGGCGAGGUUCAUAGGAAAAUUCAGUUUUGGGUGGGCUGCAUAGUGUUGAUGAGGAAAGCGCAUGAAUCAAUGCAGAAGAGUUCUACACAGAGCCACAAGGCAGAAAACCUCCGUCGACUGAUAGAUGGCACCAUUGAUUAUACAAAGGAGCUGCUUCUGAGAAAAUCAGAGUUCUGCAGCGAUCCAAGCCUCAGGUACAUGUUCCGGCUCAACAACUCUUAUUUUGUAGCGCAUGAGGUGCCUGAACCAUCGGUAUCGUUAGAUCUUGGCCUGGGCUCUGGACACCACCACCGGGGACUUGAACUUACACCUGAAUGUGAGCAGUACAUGAAAAGCUAUUUCGAUGUUUCGUGGGGACAUGUGUUGUCAUGUAUACUGCAAUCAGAUUCUCCAGGACAACCAAAAAGGCGGAAGAAAAACUCUUCGCUGGCCAAAUUUCAGUCAGAGUUUCAUAAAACGUACCAAGCUCAGAAGUUCUGGAAGGUUCCGGAUCCUCAGCUCCGAUCCUUAAUGCGGGAAACUAUCACCAAAAGAGUCAUUCCAGGUUACCGCGACUACUUGAAGGAGCAUCCGGAACUCGAGAAACAGGAUAGCGGUGGAAGCAACAGUCCCGCGGUUUUGGAGGAGAUGCUGGGGGAGUUGUUCGAAGGUUGA
Messenger RNA from Lolium perenne, 1520 nucleotides. RefSeq lists its product as uncharacterized. NCBI's taxonomy places the organism in Eukaryota, Viridiplantae, Streptophyta, Magnoliopsida, Poales, Poaceae. The record is from RefSeq and is a predicted model, not a curated record. Gene Ontology annotation, molecular function: phosphatidylinositol-4,5-bisphosphate binding. Gene Ontology annotation, cellular component: exocyst. Gene Ontology annotation, biological process: exocytosis.